AUGUUCUUUUCCUCCAAGCCAAAGGAGCAGGCGGGCUCUCCCGACAGUCUUCCGGCCAGCGCCACCGCGCCUGUCGCUCCCGUCGCUCCCGGCAACAUGGACUCCGAUGCGGUCAAGAAGGCCAUCAUCCAGCAGGUUCUGGUGGAAUCAAACACGAGCAACGCCCGGCAGCUGAUUGAUAACAUGAACCAGCACUGUUUCGACAGCUGCAUCCCGAAGCCGGGCCCAUCCAUCUCCGGCAGCGAGCAGACGUGUGUCAGCCAGUGCAUGGAGAAAUACAUCACAGCCUGGAACCAUGUCAACACGACGCUGAUGCGCCGGAUACAACAAGAGGUUGCCAACGGCAGCAUAUAG
Molecule: messenger RNA, 354 nt
Organism: Grosmannia clavigera kw1407
Lineage: Eukaryota; Fungi; Ascomycota; Sordariomycetes; Ophiostomatales; Ophiostomataceae
Product: mitochondrial intermembrane space translocase subunit
Exons: 2
Coding region: 1-354 (117 amino acids)
Source: RefSeq, a predicted model, not a curated record